UGGUUGGUUGGGGUUGUGUAGGCUGUGCGUUUGGGUCAGUGUAGCGGGAGAAUGGUGAAUAAAUGGGAGAAGGAUCAGGUUACUAACCGAGGAGACGUUAGCGGCAGGUUAUGCAAGAUGGAAUAGAUAACUGGGGGAAGGAUUGACGGGCCCAAGUCCAGGUCCGCAAAAGACCCUCGGGACUGAAACUCCGCUUCCUCUCAUUGUCUGCAUCUCGCUUUGCACAGGUUUCUGGGGGCAGAUUCAGAGUUGCCUCUUGUACUCUUGGUUGAUUCCAGAAUCCUCUGCACUUCAGCCCUCGCAGGGGCACCAUGCCGAGACCCCGGAAGAGGCUGGCUGGGUCUGCCGAGCCUGCUGGGCCAGACAAUAAGGGACCGGCAGGAAAACGUACCAAGACUAAGAACCCAGUGGGGGCAUCGGCUCAAGUGGUUAACUCCAGCCCUCAGAAGACUUCAGCCUCCAAAACCUGUGGGAAGUAUCUAAGUAGUUACUGGCUGAUGAAGUCAGAGGCAGAAAGCCGAUUAGAGAAAGGUGUAGAUGUGAAGUUCAGCAUCGAGGAUCUUAAAGCACAGCCCAAGCAGACAGCAUGCUGGGAUGGUGUUCGCAACUACCAGUGGGUGAGGAGGAAGGUAGUUGUUUAUUCUCCCCUGGGACAGGCCCGGAACUUCCUUCGAGCCAUGAAGCUGGAGCAAGAAGCUUUCUUCUACCAUAGCAACUGCAAAGAGCCAGGCAUCGCAGGACUUGUGAAGAUUGUAAAGGAGGCUUACCCAGACCACACACAGUUUGAGAAAAACAAUCCCCAUUAUGACCCAUCCAGCAAGGAAGACAACCCCAAAUGGUCCAUGGUGGAUGUACAAUUUGUUCGGAUGAUGAAGCGUUUCAUCACCCUGGCUGAGCUCAAAACCCAUCACCAAGCUCACAAAGCCACUGGAGGCCCCUUAAAAAAUAUGGCUCUCUUCAGUCGCCAGAGACUCUCAAUUCAGCCCCUGACCCAAGGAGUUCGAUUUUAUUUUGAGCCUGGAGGAAAAGGAACCAAGUUAACUGGGACCAUGUUGCUGGAAUAGGCAAGACAUUGUUCCAAAGAAUUCAAGCUUUUGUAAGACAGAAAGAGGUGUGAGAAGGCUUUCUUGUUAUGUUGACCUGGGGUUGUGUACGUAGGUGAUUUUCAUGUACCUUUUUCAAUAAAACAUUAAUAUCAAA
Panthera uncia (snow leopard) is the source of this 1200-nucleotide messenger RNA. RefSeq names its product thymocyte nuclear protein 1 (gene THYN1). NCBI's taxonomy places the organism in Eukaryota, Metazoa, Chordata, Mammalia, Carnivora, Felidae. The record is from RefSeq and is a predicted model, not a curated record. The coding region runs from base 312 to 1064 and encodes 250 amino acids. The transcript has 7 exons. Gene Ontology annotation, cellular component: nucleus.